Molecule: messenger RNA, 1839 nt
Organism: Aureobasidium subglaciale EXF-2481
Lineage: Eukaryota; Fungi; Ascomycota; Dothideomycetes; Dothideales; Saccotheciaceae
Exons: 3
Coding region: 1-1839 (612 amino acids)
Cellular component (GO): nucleus
Molecular function (GO): protein binding
Source: RefSeq, a predicted model, not a curated record
AUGGCCGACAUGCAGCGCCAGCAGCAACAUUAUCCAAACCACGCGCAACCUCAUCCUCACCACCAACAAGCAUCGCAACAGACUACAGGCCAGAUCGCGUCGCCGCCAGCUCUAUCCACCAACCGCGCACAAGCUUCAGCAUCGACGGCAUCGGCGAGCAGUGCCAUGUCCGGCCUCGAAACACAGACGCCGAAGAAGAGCGACUUCAACAUCCUCCCCCCGACUCCUUCAUCGUCGCAACAACAACAGCACUCCAUGUCUACCCUCCCGAACACCCUGCUGCCGGGCGCAAACUCGUCCUCGCGACCUGCGACUAGUGCGACAACCUAUUCGGCUCCGCAGACGGUCCCCACCAUGCCUCCUCCUAUCAAUACCAACCAGCAGCAAUACACCCCGCGCCCACCCACUCUCAAUCCUCAACAUAGCCAUUCGCGCUCGAGUCCUGCCGGUCUGGACCAAAAGUACAUUGCUUUCUCCACUACCCCAACCAAGGGCUACAACUCCGUCACUCCCUCCUCAAGCCAUUCUCCCCUGGGUCUGGCUGAUAUCCGGCCUCGUACCAAUUCAGAUUUGCUAAAUCGCCAUGGCAUGCAAUCUGGCCCUGCCUACGAUUAUGGUCCUAGUCAGACAAAUUCCAGCUACAUCGCUCCCUGGGCCGCUUACUCAUUCGAUUGGUGCAAGUGGCCGGUGCCCAAUGGCAACAGCUGCGGAAAGAUGGCUAUCGGUAGCUACCUCGAGGAUCCUCAUAACUUUAUCCAAAUCGUCGAUACGCAGAUCGCGCCCCAGGACCAGUCGACCAUGGGCGGUCCUGCAUACGGCCUCGACUUCGUCAAGGUCGCAGAAGCCACUUGUGCCUAUCCUGUCACGCGCAUCUCCUGGGAGCCGCCAUCGUCGUCCAAGCAGUCUACUGACCUUCUUGCUACUUCGGGCGACCACUUGCGCCUAUGGUCCCUCCCAUCUUCCUCACAACCCGCUAUCCCGUCGAACAACAUCAAUCGAUCAGCCUCGGUCAACACUCGCGAGCAGCCCACUCAAAAACUCCAGCCUCUGGCGCUACUCUCAAACUCAAAAUCUCCCGAACACACUGCUCCGUUGACAUCGCUUGAUUGGAACACCCUGUCACCGAAACUCAUAAUCACAUCAAGCAUUGACACGACCUGCACCAUUUGGGAUAUCCCUACACUUACCGCGAAAACGCAGCUGAUCGCACACGAUAAAGAGGUCUUCGACGUGCGAUUCUGCGCCGGCAGCGUUGACGUCUUUGUCAGUUGUGGUGCUGAUGGCAGUGUACGCAUGUUUGAUUUGCGAAGUCUGGAGCACAGCACCAUCAUUUACGAGCCGUCGGAAAAGUCAGACAAAGACAAAGCGGCAUUGCCGGCGUCUCCAACGAAAUCAUCGGCUGCAAACUUGCCAGCAUCUCCUCCACUCCUUCGUCUUGCCGCUUCACCACAUGACGCUCAUCUUUUGGCGACUUUUGCUGCGGAUUCUAACAUUGUACGCAUCCUUGAUGCCAGACAACCUGGCACUGCCCUUCUCGAGCUCCGUGGGCAUUCAGCUGCACUCAACUCAAUAGAAUGGAACCCUAGCCGACGAGGCAUGCUUGCCAGUGGUGGCGAUGAUAGCCAAGUCCUUGUUUGGGAUCUGCUCAACUCGGGCAACGGAGCCAGUGUCAACGGAGGGGUCCAAGGCGAAGCGCAAACCAAGGGACCUUCGGCAAGCUGGAGAAGUGAUUACGAGGUUAACAACGUUUCUUGGGCACCGCAAAGCGCUCUGACCGGACAAGGUGGCGAUUGGCUUGGUGUCUGCGCCGGCAGAGGAGUUUGGGGAGUCAAAUUGUGA